This is a messenger RNA of Lactuca virosa, 270 nucleotides long. Lineage: Eukaryota; Viridiplantae; Streptophyta; Magnoliopsida; Asterales; Asteraceae. The record is from the annotation of a GenBank genome assembly.
AUGAGGUGUGGGCUCAAAAGGUUGAUAUACCUAGUAGAAGGUGAUCCAAAUGCUUUAGAAAGUGCUGAAAGUAUUAAAACAGCAUGCAUGACAACCGAAAUUUUGGAGGGGUUUGAUGUACAGAGAACAAGUGGGUUAGGAGAUACACUAAGAAAAUACGGUUAUCUUACACAAUAUUACAAAUCUCUUGCCAAUGAGGAGGAACAUGUAAAUUUCCCAAUUUGCCCUCCGUUUGAUCAGUUUAUUGAGCGAUGUCAAGAGUUAAGAUAA